This is a messenger RNA of Python bivittatus (Burmese python), 11039 nucleotides long. NCBI's taxonomy places the organism in Eukaryota, Metazoa, Chordata, Lepidosauria, Squamata, Pythonidae. The record is from RefSeq and is a predicted model, not a curated record.
UUUAACUUUUUACCUAUGUUGUCUAAGAGACGCAGAAUUCUGAGCCAAGGGCAAAGGGAAAGACAGCCGGCUUUCCACGCUUGGCGCCUCCUUGUGAGGGCCAGCUCUCGCACCCUUUGGCGUGGGAGCCACCAGCAUUCUCUGCAUGGGAAGUCUGCCUUAUUUCGAAGGAGCCCGGGCAUUCCUCCAGAGCAGGUCCUGGGCCGUGGCAGGAUGUGCACUAUAUGCGACCCCCUCCACCAUUCAGGCCCCCGAACCAGCGUGGACCUGGGCGCUUUCAGACACCAGAUGUGCGUCUGCACCUCUGUCUCUGCAUACUUAGGCACAUGCAUUUCUUUCUAAUGUUAUUCCCUAAAAUUUCAGAAUGAGGAAAUAGCCUUCAUCACCAUUUCCCUUGCUGGUCCUCCUGUGAGAAUACCAGUAUUCCUAGGUUUUUUAAUAACACAAGAAGCUGUGAUUUGCAGUGAGACUCUGACAGCAGUGAUUAUGAGGUCAACCAAGCCAGCAUAAUAUGCAACGGGAUUGUCCCUAGAGAGGAACGCUUUGGAUCUCGUUUGCUAGAAGGCGGUGCUGCUGCCGCUCCCCACCCUCAGAAGCACUGUAAACUGCUUUCUUCCAGCCAGACACCAUAGAAGAACCUUUCUCAACUUUUCACCCUGGAGGAACCCUUGAGACAACUUCAGGUCUCAGGGAAUGCUUGCAUAAAAAUUAUUAUAUCUACAACUCAUGAUACAAUGUGCUUUUUCCUUCCAACACCACCUCUUGUGGAACCCCAGCCAAGAAAGGCUGCUGUGAAAGGUGGACAGAGGUCAGAGCAGUGCACAGCACUUUCUUUGGGAGGGAGGCUGUGCCACCGGGCCUUGGCAGUGAGUUCUGUAAUGGGGAAGCUUGUGUUUCAGGUUGCUCUACAUCAUCAGCUCGCGCUCUCUUGGAGAAUUGACUGGAUUCACGCCGCACAGAAUUUGGGGUCUUGGGUGGCUGCCAGCCCAGGUGUCUUGAAGUGAUGUUAAGCAAAGUUGACAAUGGCUGCGCAGGCUCCCUACACGAUCAGAGGCAGGACACAGGCCGGGCUGAUCACCCUUGGAAGCAGGAGACCGGGCGGUCUGGACCUUGCUGCUUGUGGAAGCCAUUGCCUGUCCUGCUCUGCAGGGCUGAAGGGAGCAGCUUCGGGCACACGUUGCAGUCCCCUGAGCUUAUGGGAGCAGCCUUGGCAUGAUGGCCCUUUCCUGCUCUGCGUCCCAAACUCCUGGCUCGGCUCCAGGUGUUGAGAGGUGCUUCUCCGUAGUCCAGCAGGAGGGAUAGAAGUGACCCAUGCAAGUGCUGGGGAAUGUCGUGUCCAGAGAGUCUCCAAAGCUGUCCCCUGGACCCAGUCUGAAUUUGGAGGAAGGCACGUCGGCCUCUGUGGCUGCAGAGCACCCUUUUCUAACUCUGCAGAGAGAACCAGCGAGGGCUGGCUCUUCCCCCCCUCACCGCCAAGACUUCCUGGCUCCUAACGUGCCAGGGCAGGGCUCCGCAUCACUUUUCCGUGGCCUUGCUGGCUGACUAGCCCUGCGUGAGAGGCUGGUGGCUGUCCAGUGGAAGGAGAGGCUAGCAUUCCCUCCAGCAUUGGUGGCUGGGGGGGGCGCAUUUUCCUCUCCUCCUACCCACCCCUUAAGGUGAAGUGACCGAGAGCUACAGGACCCUGGAAUAGGUCUGUGUCUGUCACAGUACGCAACUUUGAAACGGGCGCCCCUGACUGUGUUGCGCGUGGCAUGUGGGCCAGGGUGGGCGCAUGUGCAAGGGGCCCUGUGGUGGCUGGGUCUGCUGCGACAUGGUCCAUAGAGGAGAGGGGCCCGUGCUUGGCAAGGUUCACAAAGCCGGCCCUGGGAGUUGUCCAGAGUCCUGAGCAGGAACCACUCUGCCGUUCCUCCCUCACGGGCUGAGCGGCUGGUGCCCUGGGAAUAUGGCUGCAGCGUGGUAUGAGCACGUGGUGCCCUUUCAAGUGCCGAAGGUUCGCAGCCCCCCCCCGUCUGUGAAGGAGCGUGGUUGCGCAGGUGCUCUGCCCCUCGUGCUCAGGGGUUAUUUGCUCCUCUCCAGAGAGGCUUCCCUUGAUGCCUUCUGCUUAAACCUCCCCAGUGUUAAUCUGGGGCCUGUAAAAAAUGGAGGCUUUCUCUAGGCUGGGAUUUCACUAGGGGAACUGCCUCGGUACCCCCGGGGGAAUAUACUUGGGCGCUUAAUUUAUCCCAGUGUUUCUUGGCAUAAGGUCUUGCAAGGAGCAUCCACUGUAAGUGAGAAGGAUCGAAAGGGGUCCCAGGCUGAGUGAAAAUCCCUCUAUGCAAACUAUGAAGUGUAUCCCCCCCGCCCCAUAGUCACCCUCUCUUUCCUUGCCAGGGCCCCAGGCCUCGCAGCUAGCAGGCUGACCCACAGGGAGCCAUGGUCGGUUGUGGGGUAGCUCAGCUCACUGGCAUCUCUAAUCCAGCAUCCUGAUCCCCCAGGGGCCAAGAGGGGCCUUAGGAAACCCACAGACCAGGCCCAGGGGCACCCUGUUGUGGGGCAUUGUGCUGUCAUGGCCUAGUAGCCUUUGUUGGCUCAUCUUCUGUCAUUGUUUUUACGUUGGUAGCCAUUCCCUUGUUUUAUGGAAACCAGUUCUGCAGUUUGAACUCCAGUGAACAGCAUUGCGGGAUGAUCCUGAAGGAUGAAGUAUAACAUAUCAGGGAUUGAAAGAGCCUCGAGCCCAAUGUGGCUUCAGAGACCCCGAGAAGGACCCAUCACUUGAGGGCUGGGAUAGUUUCUGGCAGUCUGAUUGCGCUAUGGCAGAGGCAGACAAUGUGGACUCCCUCAUGGAAGGAGGCUCUAGGUCUCUGGCCCUGGGGAGCUGACCUACGUCUGCAGCCCUCCUUCCCAAGGGGUAGCGUGGGUGGGCAUGACGGAAUGCUUUGAGCUGGCUUCUGGCUGGAGUUCUUUAGGGGCAGGCAGGAUGGGAGGUACCCGGGGCGCUCUGGGGCCUGUGGGAGAUGUCGAGCCACCCAGUGUAGCUGAAGUUAAGCGAACCCUGCAGUGGCACGCAGGCAGAGCAGCAGCCCGUAUCUUCCUUACAGCCCGUAUCAUUUCUCACCAGCGUGGCCGGUAGCUGGCAUGGGCAGGGACCGCCUGUCGAGCAGCAUGCCUGGAGGGUGCCAGUUGGGGAAAACUGGUGUGGGGUUGUCAGCUGUGCCUGCCUGGUGGCACCUCAGCCCUGAAGCCGGGUCUGCCCCCCCUGCCCAGGGCUGCCUCUACUGCAGGUGACCUGUACUCCCCUCUCCCCCUCUAACAAGCUCUCCUGGGCAGCCUGGCAAUAAAUCUCUCCUGGUGUGGGACGAGGAAUAUAAAUAUCCCUGUAGUGAUGUGAUCUUUCCAGCUGCUAUUAAUAGGCCCCCAGAGACUCAGCCAAGCCAGUGUGAUGGGCUGACACUUAAAGAGACAGGGUGCCACAGAAAUGGUAUCUUUGCUGUCCACGCCGGGCACCCCUGAAAUGCUGAAGGACCUGCCAGCGAGAGACGGGUGCAGGCAGGUCAAGAGUGGGCUAGACCCUGCUCCACCUUGAGAGGCACCGCAAGUGCUUCGCCACUGUCUUUCUCUUCAGCAUGGAGCCGGUCGACUGCUCUGCUCGUGUUCCCCUGAAACCGGUGCUCAGGGAUAGGGCUGGAGGUGAUCCCUGGCCACGUGGCUCACAGGCUGCGAUAGCCGCCCUGCAAAUGGGCAGGAAGUCGGGGAGCGUUCCCCUGCCCUCUCCUGGAACUACCCCAUUCAGCUAACCCUCUGGAUCCUGCCAGAACAUCUCUCUGGUUUUAUACGCCUCUUUCAGCUCAUCCGUUGCUUGCCCUUUUCCCCAAAAUCCUGCGUUUAAUCUUACACGAUUUACUCUGGCCCAUUAGCCGCUUCAGUUUUCCUUUUCUGCGCCUUGUUGAUUGUUGCAAUAUGUUUUUUGAAGUUCACACAGAAUUGCGCAUAGACUUCCAGAGAGCAUCAUAUAUUUGCCUGAAAGCAUGCUGAUAUAGACUGUUAGUUCCCAUUCUUUUCUAAUGAUUCCCAAGGUGGAAUCUGCAUGUUUUCUAGCAACUAGACAGUAGAUUGCUACCAAAAAUUCCUUUCCUCAGCAGUCUUGACCAAGAAUACCUAUUUAUGACUUUUUGCCCCAGAAUGCAUCAUUUGCUUUUUGAUGUUCGCUUCGGAGAGAUGUUUCUGAAGUUCUUCAACGUUUCUUUGUUGUCUUAACUACGCUAAAUGAUUUUGGAUUUGGCCAUCUUAGUGCUCAGCCCAAACUCCAUUUAUGAAGAUAUUAGCCCCAGCACUAGUCCUUAGAACCUUUCAUAUUUGUCUGCUGGAAGAAAUGUUGUUUCUGUUCUUUGCUUUCUCUUACCCCAUUACCAACCCAUAAAGAAGUUACUGUUUAUCUAAGGACAGUUGAAAAGCUUUUUGGAAGUCUAGCAGUCUUGCCUCUGUCCAAAAAUCUGUUGAUAUUUUCAAAGAACUUUGAAAGACUAAUGUGAUAAGACUUACUUUUGCCGAAGCCAAGCUGGUUCUUCAAUAUGUUUGAAUGUCUUGCGUUUAAUAACGACUCCACCAGUUUCCCCCUGUAAUUUGAGGAAUCUGUGUUGCCUUGGCCACUUUCCAGAACCCGAUGCAGGUGCAUUUGGGUUAGAGCAUCAGCAGUGGCAGGUUUGGAGGGGAUCCCUUACAGGACCCGAUAGGAUGGCCUGGGCCUGCUGUUCCUCAGGGUCAUUCCGGUCUAGAAAGACCCUCCUCUUAAGGCCCUCGUUCUUUGGUGCGCUGCUCUGCGCCCCCGACCUUAACUAAGCCAGGAAGGGGCAUGAAACGGCAAACCCCCAGGGCAGCGGGGGAUAAUUCUUGGGCACGGUGGAGGUUUGCAGGAGGCCUGGAGGAUGCAAGGUGGGUGUUUCUAGCAGGAGCAUGUUGCGGCCACCGUGGCCUCUUCUUGCCCCUCUGAUGAUUAUUUUGUCUUCUGCCCCUCUUCCCCCCCACCCCAGGAGGUGUUUGGCCCAACAGGAAGUACCAGCGGUGGUGGGAGCAGAGACGCGGAGCUUCCUCCAGUGUCGCUGCCAGAAGCUUUAGCCAAUCAAAUGCACCCUGACAGUAAAUUGGCCAGUCAUGGAAAGACAGGUAACAGCAGCGCCCACUCCCAGCCCCAGCCCCACAAUGUGAGCCCCACUCCCACUGGCAACCUGGGCGCAAAAGGCGUGGGGGGGGCCGGGAACCACAGCAGCAAAGUCGGCCAGCCCACUGCAGGCACCGUGGGACUGAAAGCCAGCCAGGCUCCUGUUUCUGUCUUUGGGGCCUUGAAGGGCAAAGUGAGGCGGGAGCGCAGUGUCUCCGUGGACUCGGGAGAGCGGCGGGAAGCGAGUGCCACCCCACUGGACAAGGAGCUGAAAGGCGAGGCUGCCCCUCGGAGCAAGAGGCGCUGCGUGCUGGAGAGGAAGCAGCCCUACAGCGGGGACGAGUGGUGCUCUGGACCAGAGAGCGAGGAUGACGACAAGUCUCUGGGCAGCACCCACAAUUGCCACGCAGCCGAGUCGGCAAUGAGCUCGGGCCCGCAGCUGGGCCCAGGAUCCAACCCUCUGCCGGCCCUGAGCGAGAGCAGCGCAUCUGGCGCACCCCACACCGCGGCCCCUGGCCUGCGGUCCGACGCCGGAGGGAAACAGGCCCUGCAGGUGGUCUACGUCUUCACUACACACCUCGCCAACACGGCUGCAGAGGCUGUCCUACAAGGCCGAGCAGACUCCAUUCUUGCCUACCAUCAGCAACAUGUACCCCGGGCAAAGCUGGACCAGCCGGCCCCUCACGCGAAGAUGCCAGCAGUGGGUGAGCCCCUGCCAAUCCACCUGUCUCCUGCCAGCACCCCUCAGGGACAGCCGGCCCUGCCCCCAAGCAGCCAGGCCCAGGGACAGCCUCCGGGGCCCCCCGCCCUGGGGCUUGGCCAAGGACCACUCUCUUCUGGCAGUGCUCUCCCCCCGGAGGGGGCGCCCGAGGACACUUGCCGGGACCUGACGCCCAACUCAGUGGGAAACGGCAGCAACAGCAGCAGCUCCACGGCCCCCGGCAGCACCCACCCCAGCACACCCACCGCGCCCAGCUCCUUGCCGGCCAGCACUGCAGAGGGCUUGCUGGGGGAAGGGGCCACCGCAGGCCCACAUACAGCAGGGAACGGGCCCCGCAGCACCCUCAACACUGAGGGCCUCUCCAAGGAGCAGCUGGAGCACCGGGAACGGUCUCUGCAGACCUUGCGGGACAUCGAGCGCCUGCUCUUGCGUGGCAGCGAAGCCGAGACCUUCCUCAAGGGCGGGCCAGGGACUGGGGAAGGGGCCAUCCUGCCCCCCCAGGCCACUGCUCCCCAGCCUCCGCAGGCUCCUCUUUCUGGGGCUGGCAUAAAGAAGUAUGAGGAGCCCCUGCAGUCUAUGAUAUCGCAGACGCAGAGCCUGGGGGGCCCAGGCCUCGAGCAAGAAGGGCCAGUACCCCCCGGGGUGGACCUGGGCCAGCCGAUGAAUGUAGUGCUGCAGCGCCUGGGCCAGGACAGCCUGACCCCCGAGCAGGUGGCCUGGCGCAAGUUGCAGGAGGAGUACUAUGAGGAGAAGCGUCGCAAGGAGGAGCAGGCCGGCCUGCAUGGGGGGCGGCCUCUGCAGGAGGUGAUGCUGGCCCAGCCCCUGGGAGGCGUGAUGCUUCGGGGGCCCCCACCACCCUAUCACAGCAGACCCGGGGAGCAGUGGCUUCUGCGGGGAGCACCCCUGGACGUGCAGGAGCAGCUGCGGCCCUCGUUCUCUGCCCCACCCCGCUUCCCGGGCACCCACAUCCAGAGAGGUUUUGCAGGGAUGCCCAGCCUACCACUGGAGCCUCUCGGCCCGGUGAGCAGCGGGCCCCGCCCUGUGCGGCCUGGCUUGCCAUGGGGAGAGGAAAUGCCCCUGGGGGGGCCUGGGCACUUUGCGCCUGGGGGUCUCCCGUAUCCCCCAGGGCAGGGCGAAGCUGAGCGCUUCCUCACCCCCCGGGCGCGCGAGGAGCUGCUGAGGCACCCACUGCUGGAGAAGAGGCAGGGGUCGCUGGGGCUGGAGAUGGAGCGUGUCAUGCCGGCCCACCGGCAGGUGGAGCCCACCAUGCUUUCUGGUGAAGGCCUGAGCCUGGAGUUCGGGGGUGCUCGGGCCCUGAUGAGUCCCCCACCCCCACUGCAAGAAGUGGAGCCAAGCGCCUUGGCUCCCCCCGCCAACCUCAACAUGAACGUGAACAUGAACAUGAACAUGAACUUGAACGUGCAGAUGACGCAGCAGCAGCAGCAGCAGCAGCAAAUGAUGAUGGCCCAAAAGGCCCGUGGGCCAGAGCUGGUGCCCUCCGAGGAAAUGGCCCGAGGGCGUGCCCCAAAUGGCACAGGGGCCAUGCUGGGAGGGCCUCCGAAGAUGAUGAUGGGCUCGCCUUUCUCGGGCCAGGGGCAGCCUCCGCCACAGCAGCAGCAGCAGGGCUUCUCCACCAUGCAGGGCCCUUACCCCCCUGUGCCUCAGGAGAUGGGGAACACGCCCGACAUGUUUGGCCCAGAGCAGGGGAACAUGGCCAGCACCCCACGGCUCAGCCACGUUCCCCUGCCACCCAGCACCAGCUCUUCUGCCACAAACAUGCAUCAAGUGCCCGUCAGGGGCCUGGGCCGCCGCCCUUCGGAUCUGGCCCUUAACAUGGGGCAGAUGAACUCUCCCAGCGUGGGCCGUCUCAAGUCUCCAACCCUCAGUCAAGCACAUUCCCCCUUGGGCACUUCCCCUUCUGCAAACCUCAAGUCGCCGCAGACACCUUCUGGCCUGGUCAGCCUGCCAGCUGCCGCUGCCACCAGUGCCCCCCUCAAGUCACCCCAGGUCCUUGGCUCUGUGCUCAACGUACGCUCCCCAACCAGUUCGCCCGGCCAUCUCAAAUCACCCUCCAUGGCUGUCUCCUCUCCAGGAUGGGCAUCCUCGCCCAAAGCCGGCCUUUCCAGCCCUGGCAAGCCAACCCUUGGAAUGAGCAACUCUGCCCCCUUGGGCCACCUUGAGCAAGAUCCACCCCCAUCCCAGAACCCUUUGUCACUUAUGAUGUCCCAGAUGUCCAAAUACGCCAUGCCCAGCUCCACGCCACUCUACCACAAUGCCAUCAAGACCAUCGCCACCUCGGAUGAUGAACUGCUCCCUGACCGGCCCAUGCUCCCGCCUGGGGCUAUCUCUGGCAUGGGAGGGAACCAGCCCAAUCCGAUGCACGUGAACUCUGUGGGGCCAGCCCCUGCUCCGAGCCCUAUGGGCCUGAACCUCCCCGGACAGCAGCUGCUCUCCCAGGAAGUAGCAGCCCCUCCAAUGUCUUCGCCAAGCCCCCUGGGUGCCAGCCUCCCCAUGCACAGCAGCGCUCCUGUGCAGAACCCAAUGAUGUUGCCCCCUGGCCCCCCGGACUCCCUGGGCCAACCCUGCGGCCCUUCUGGUCAGCUGGUGUUUCCGCCACGCCUGCAGCAGCCCCCCACCAAUGGGGGAGGCAUCCCAAUGGCCCCAGGAGGGGCGGCCGGACCCGGGUUGCAGCAGCCGCCUCCACCGCCGCAGCAGCAUUAUCCGCCUGGCUUGGGACUCCCUCCGGAGGAGCUGCCCCCUCAACAGGCAGGCCCCGUCGCCCCGCCUCCACAGCAGCGCAUGGCCGGGAGGCUGCCUGAGCCCUACGCCCCAGUGCUUCCUGGAGUUGCUUCGGUGCUGAGCGACCCGGAGCUGAGCGACGUGAUCCGCCCCACACCCACAGGCAUCCCUGAGUUUGAUCUGUCCCGCAUCAUCCCUUCUGAGAAGCCCAGCAGCACGCUGCAGUACUUUCCCAAAGGGGAGGGCCAGGGGGUCAAGGCCCUGCCCCCCUCCAACCUGCACCUGGUGAACUUGCAGAACAUGAUGGCGGAACAGGGCCCGGCCCGGCCCGGCCCACAAGGUGUGCAACGCGGAAUGGCCAUGUGCCACCCUGGACAGAUGCCCGUACUGGGUAGGACAGGCCUGGCCCCCCAGCAGACCAUGGUGGGCAACAGCUUGCACCAAGGCCUGAUGCUGCCCCAGCAGAACCUCAUGGCCCAGCAGAACUUCCUGCUCAUGCAGGCCAAGCAGCGCAGCAUGUCUGUCUCUGGAGAGAUGUAUGGGCAGCCAGGGCACCUGAUCUCCCCUCAGGGUUCACUCAUGGGCCCUCCAUCCCAGCAGAACCUCAUGGUCUCCAUGCGGCAGCGCAGCGUCUCCUUGGACAGCCAGAUGAGCUAUGGGCCUGGAGCUGGCAGCAUGGCCAACCUGCCCUUCUAAGGAAUUUCCUCCAAGUGGGGAUGCCUUGUUUCCUUUGCCUCUCAAAGCCAUCCAAAGGGCCGGAGGGGUUGGGGUGGUGUAAAUAGGUUUGGGGGAGCAGCAGCUGGCUCAGCCUUCUCUGUGUUGGCAUAGACAAAGCAGAAAUGGAACCCCUUGACCACUUUCCCUGGCGCUAGAUAGAUUUCCCACCCAGAGGAGCUACCCGCCUCUCCUCCCUCCUGCCACAGAGCAGCGUGCAUGCCCUGGCUGCCCACAGUGGCUGGUUGCCCCCAGGCUGGUGGUGGGACACGGCCUGAGGUGGAGAGAAAUUCUCUCGAGCCCCCAUCCCCCAGUUAGCUCUCCUUACAGGACGUUGGCCCCAAACCAGUGGGCGCGGGUUGGCACUCUCCACCAUGCUGUGGAUGUAUCCUUCCUGGCAUUAACAGCCAGAGCAGGAAGUAAGAGUGGGUGUUCCACUCAUUGUUGGGCACCCAUUCUUCAGCGUUUUUUUCCCCCUGUAGGGUGCCAGUCUGGGUAAGCCCACCCAAAUCCUCCCCUUUGAUUCAAUGCCACCCCCACUCUUUCUCCCUGCACCAUGUUGGGGAACAGCCGUUGGAUGGCUCCUUGCCCUGAUUCUGCUUCUGCGCUUGUCAGGGAGCAAGACCAAGGGGAACAGGAGACGUGGGGUCAGAGAAAGAAAGAGUCUUCAGGAGGAAGAAAGGUUGCUUUCACCUUGCAGUGGUUGCCUACUUUUAAAUAGACAGUGAAUGAAGAGAGGCUAAAAACGAAUGUGUGCCCUUGGGAGACUGAAUUACGUCCCCAGAGGAAUGGUUAAGAGUCUACGCUAGAGGCGCAAGAGGGCAAGCCUUGUAUCCCCAGGUCCUUGGUAGCCAGGGCGUGAAGGGGCUUGCCUGCCCCUCGCAGAGGGAGUCCCCAGCUCUUCCUUUACCCUCCUAGUUUUGUCUAGAACAAGCGAGUGCCCAAUUACAAACUCCUGUUCCUGGGCAACCAGCAGCCUGCUCCCUAUUUCCUCUCUGCCUGCUCAGUGUUUGAGGAGCUUCCCGGGGUUGGGCUGGGCUGGGCCAGGCUUUUGGGGGGCAGGGGGAGGGGGCAGGCCUGGGUGGCUCCUUCUGGCAGAUGCAUCUGGCUUUGCUAAGCUGCAGCGCAUCUGCAGUUUUAAACUUGGCUUGUAUGUGUGCGUGCUUCUGCGCGAGACCUUCACCCUCCGGCCUGUUGGCAGCGAAGUCCAGAAGGGAUAGGGUUUGAGGGAAAGGCUGUUAAAGAGGCUACAGAAAAGCGUGCUGGGGAGAUCAGACAAGAAGAUUAAUUGCCCCAAGAAGCAAGGGGAAUGUUGAUUUUUCAUGGUGUCUUGCAGCGUUUACUCCAGCAAAAGCCUGGCUCUGAAUUUCUCCACAACAGUGAAGCCUGGCAGAAGGGUGCUUCCAGUGACCUGUCCAUCCUGCUCAUCUGCUUGAAGCAUUCAUAGGCUCCUCCGCUGCCCCCCAACCCCCGGCUUUGCCUUGUGCUGUGAACGUGGUUCUGUCUCGUGUCUCCUGCCUCCCCUCCCUUGCUUCGCUCCCCAGCUUGGGUCGCAUCUGCUGAGCGCCCUGCUUUCCUCUGCAGCCAGUCAGGAUGAGGCCAACGGAAGAGGUGCCGUUCUGGGUAACCCAAAGCACCUGCAGCUGCCAGGGGGCGCUGGUCUGCUCCAUGCCAUCCCCUGCCAGCCAUGCAUUUUGUACCAGUCUAUAAAUAAAAAUAUAUAAAUAAAUA